UUCCUCGUUUCAUAACAAAGACAUUCACUGGGCGAUGAUCUGGAACGAUUACAUCAGAUAGAUUCUAGACGUUCCAGAAACACCUCGCUACUCGUGAACUUAGUGCGAUACAUAUCUUCCACAUCAUGGUUUGGUUUGAUUUGUUUUCCGGCAGGUCCGGUCACGCCCACCGGGAUCCACGGGAAUCGGCUUCCAACUCAAAUGUGGAAGCAGACGAAUCUACGAGGGGAUAUCCGGUCCUGCCUCCUGAACCGCCCUCGCCUCCCCGAAUUCAAGUGGAUGUCUUCACCAAUCCCGUGGCCAUGGCCGAUUUCUUUGAGCGUCAAAUGGACGAUUUGUGGCGCUCCUUCGGUGGAUUGAGCGGGGUUUUCUCCGAGCUACCCCCGGGUUCUCCGGGUUCUCCGGGUUUCUGGGCUCAACCGGGAGUCUCUCCCGACUCGCUUGAGCCUUAUCCACGGGAUGAGGCUUUGGGCAGUCGGGAAUUCAUGCUCAAGCCCGGGGUGGGCGCGCCCACUUUGAGCCCCCAGGAUCCGCGGGGAUUCGCCGAUCAGGACCUUGAUCAUCAAGUGGCGGAAAAAGGUCUGGCCGGAAUAUUUGAAGCUAGUCCCCGGAGACCCGAACCCGAUCGUCCGAGAUUCUCCCAUUUCUUUGGGCUUCCACACGAUGGCGGACAAAAUUCCUUCAGUUUUAGUGCCAGCUCCAGUCAAAAAAGCAUUCGUCGACCUGAUGGUUCCAUGGAAACCACCAUCACCCAAAGAGAUGGCCGAGGUCAAGAAACGACCGUGAUCACGCGCCAAUUUGGCGACAAAUCUCACACGGUAACCACCAUCAAAAAUUCCGAUGGGACCGAAGAAUCGUCAGAGAGCUUCCAAAACACGGAUAGUGAGGAAAUGAAGCGAUUACAGUCUGCUCCAAGCUUAGGUUCCGGUCCAAUGGGUCAUGGACAUUCGAGCAUCUUGGAUUUGUUUCGUGACCGUGUGGGUCCAAAUGAUCCCAAUCCACCGAUAAUGAGACCUGGACCUUCAUUAAGUGACGAGGAGUCGGUCUUUGACAGGAUUUUUGGACGUCCGUAGAUUCGAUUGUCAUGUGUUUAUUAUCAUUAUCGUUCUGGAAAUCCUUCCAUAUCUAUGCUUAGUAUGAGUAGUUUCGGUAGAAAUAAAAUGCAGGCAUGAUUAACAAGA
Molecule: messenger RNA, 1181 nt
Organism: Tigriopus californicus
Lineage: Eukaryota; Metazoa; Arthropoda; Copepoda; Harpacticoida; Harpacticidae
Exons: 3
Coding region: 126-1073 (315 amino acids)
Biological process (GO): regulation of actin filament polymerization; negative regulation of apoptotic process
Cellular component (GO): mitochondrion; actin cytoskeleton; sarcoplasmic reticulum
Source: RefSeq, a predicted model, not a curated record